AUGGAAUUGGAAGUGGAAAGAAAUAGUGGAAACGAAGAAGAAAGCGACAUCAUCGGAGGAGGUGGUGGGAAAGUAAAUUUAUCGGCAUCGGAGAUAGAGUAUGUGAGCUACGAAGGAGAAGAUCAUCUGCCGCUGAUAAUGGGGCUGGUGGACCAAGAACUGAGCGAACCAUACUCCAUCUUCACGUACAGGUACUUCGUGUAUCUGUGGCCGCAGCUGUGUUUUCUGGCAUUCCACAGAGGCAAAUGCGUGGGGACGGUGGUGUGCAAGAUGGGGGAGCAUCGCAACACAUACAGAGGCUACAUCGCCAUGCUCGUUGUCAUCAAGCCCUACAGAGGAAAAGGCAUUGCUACCCAACUAGUUACCAGAUCUAUUCAAGUCAUGAUGGAAUCAGGCUGUGAAGAGGUAACACUAGAAGCAGAAGUGACAAAUAAAGGAGCACUGGCGUUGUAUGGGCGCCUUGGAUUUAUCAGGGCAAAAAGGCUUUUCCGGUACUACCUGAACGGGGUUGAUGCUUUCCGUCUCAAGCUGCUGUUUCCCCCCCGCCCAGACUUACGCUCCCAGUCCCAGUCCUCCCCACCUUUACAUUACAAUUUACAUGAAUGA
Molecule: messenger RNA, 606 nt
Organism: Prunus armeniaca (apricot)
Lineage: Eukaryota; Viridiplantae; Streptophyta; Magnoliopsida; Rosales; Rosaceae
Source: the annotation of a GenBank genome assembly